UUCGUGUUGUUUGACUGCUUGCUUUACUGCCCGCCGCACGGCCAACCUUCGUUCGUCGUCGCACCGUUGAAUGCGAAAAAAGAGGUUGAUUUCCGUUCGUUUCGGACGCUGCUCGUCGUCGUCUUCGUCGUUCGUUGCGCGUUUCUUCUGUUGCGUUGCUGUGUUUUAGAGAAGUUGUGUCCCUUUUUUGUUUAAUCCACGCAUCCCGUGUCGGUCUGUGGAGUAGAGUGAGGUGCCCUCGCGGAACAUUGGCCAGGCUCUCAAGGCGGCCGCCCUAUUCCGUUCGGCUGUGAGUGCGUGGUGGAUAAUUUCCGGUCCGUUGUCGUCGCCUUCGAUCACCAUCAUUCCCACCGUUCGUUCGUUUCGUUCUUCUGUGUGUGCUCUCUGUGUGCCGAGUGUAGUGUGGAGUCGACGAUUGCUGUGUUUUACCACAUCCAGCCAGUUGAUUCGCCUCGCGCCUCGCCUGCUUGCUGCUGGUUGCUGUGAAAGUGCUGGUUAGCGUUCCAACAAAAAGCAAAAAAGAAGCGAAAUUCGGUGUUUCGUUGCGGAGCGGUGAAGAGCUCACUCCGGUGCUGGAAGCCAGAAAUUGUGUGUGACGAGUGAAAAUUGUGGGGCCCUGUCAGUGCGGUCCAGCUCCAAAGCGAGUGAAUCAAGUAUUGUAUUGUGUGAAGCACCGACAUCUUUGUGUUGUGGAGAGCAGAAGGGGAAGUCAAGAGUGCGGAAAUUUCCAACCGACGAGAGACCUCUCGGAUUAACCUUUAGCAGCAGCGCAGCGACCAACGCCGCCAGACCGGUUCCGGCUCAGCAAACUUGGAUACUUUCUUCAUUCAGCCCCCAGCUAAUCGGCAACAAAUGCGAUAAGGAUGGCCUCGAGCAGUAGCCAAUUCUUCCAGAAGGGCAACGCGGCCCAGUUCGAGUUCCUGCUGAACCUGUACCCACAGGUCCUCAAAGUAAAGGCGGAGAACCGCGGCGCCGGCAAAAAGCCCGAAAAACUGAUCCGCCUGGACGAGUGGUACCAGAACACGCUCCCCAAACUGAUCCAGAAGCGCGGCAAGGAUGCCCACCUGCUGCACGAGGAGCUGGUCCAGCUGAUGGAGUGGAAGCAAACGCGGGGGAAGUCCUACCCCCAGCUGACCCACCUCAUCAAGAUCAACACGCCGCGGGCCGUCAUGAUGGAAACCAAGAAGGCCUUCCGGAAGUUGCCGAAUCUAGAGCAGGCUCUGAAUGCGCUGUCCAACCUGAAAGGCGUCGGAACUACGAUGGCCUCAGCUCUGUUGGCAGCGGCCUGCCCGGAAACGGCUCCCUUCAUGGCGGAUGAGUGUCUCAUGGCGAUCCCGGAGUUCGAGAGCAUCGACUACACCGUCAAGGAAUACCUCAAGUUCGUGACGUACAUUCAGCAGACCUCCGACCGAUUGAACAAGGAAGUCCACGGCCCGGAACCGGAGAACAACGGAGCCGAGGAGAACGGCACAUCUCAGGAACCGCCCAAGCCCAAGACAUGGACCGCCCACAAGGUUGAGAUGGCUCUUUGGGCGCAUUACGUGGCCACGGACUUGCAGCCGGAACUCCUGAAGGGCAUGCCGGAAAGCAACGGAGUAGCCGCCAGCACAGGUUCGGCCGUAACCGUGUCGGUGGCCAACGGAAGCGCAGCCGUUCCGGAUCUGGACAACGAAGACGACAGCUCUCAGAACGGCGUUCCGCCGUCGGACGAGAGCAACCUGGACAGUGAGAGUGCCUCCAAGGAUGCGUCGGUCCUGACGAACGGCACCGCUCUGAUGAACACGGACAGCAUGGACGGGUCGGAGAAUGGAAACUCGGGAGAGGCGGAGCCGGAAUCUACGUCGGAAGCCCCCGCCAAUGCCACCGCCACCGUCACCACAGACCUUCCUGCCGACAGUCUAGACGAUUGUACCAAAUCGGGCGACAGCCUGGAUGAGGCUCCGGCCGUGGAGGCAACGGCAGCGGCCGUGGCCACCCUGUGCACUGCCGACGGCGAAGACUCUCAGAGCAGCAACAGCCAGAAACGUCCGCUGUACUGCGACGAAAACUCCGAGGACCAGCAGGAACUCAGCGCUCCCAAGUUGAUAAAGCUAUAAGAUUCGAGUUUCGAGUGGAAGCGAGUGGCGGCGGCUGGUGCGAAAGGGAUGCGAGAGAGAGAUAGCGCGAGAACGAACGAUUGAUGAGCGCGUGAGUUUUUUUCUUUUGUCUAAUGGACUCCGGAACAAUUCCGGAUUCGGCGCGGCGGCGUGGAUGGUAAGAGUAACAUCCUCGACCAAUCAGCACACGGACCGGACGCGAACCGGACCAGAACCAACAGCUGGCUUCAAACUACUUCUUAAUCAUUUUUUUUCUCUACAUUUUUCCUGUAUUUUAUUCGUAAUUAUUUUAUUUACAAACCAGCAUUAAUCGGAUAAGCAAUAGUUUGUAGGAUCAAUGCGCAGACGCAGACGUAGACAGACAGACAGAUAGAAAGACCGCUCGUGGCACUUGCGUCCCGGGCCGCGUACUUUUUUCCGAAUUUUAACCUGAGUAGCAAGAGAGAUGAUUGAGUUUUAAGUGAAACAAACGCCUAGGAAUAUCUGUGAAACUGAGACAAAGUUUUUCCAUGAUGAAAGCAUACAAAUAAAGUUAAAAAUCACGUUUCUGGUCUCAUUUUAAAGUGCUCGUUUUAGCUUAUUUUUGGUUCUUAGACGAUUUAUGACGGUUCUUAGUACCUCUCCAAAACUAAUUGGGCUUAAAAUUGUUAAUUUUGUGAGUCAAAAAGAUCCGAGGAUCUCCUCAAAACCAUCAUAAAACCAAAACAAUAUCAUUUUAGUUUUAUGACGGUUCUCAGAACCUCUCUAAAAAUAAUUGGACUUCUAAUUGUAAGUCAAUUAGAUGUGAGGAAUUCCUCAAAGCUCUCAUAAAACCAAAAUCGGAUUUAUAAAGGUCCUUAAAACUUUCUCAAAACUAAUUGGACUUGAAAUUGCAACAUUUGUAAGUCAAAUAGGCUCAGGAACCAUCAUAAACCAGGACCAUCAGAAAAGCAAAAUCAUAUCAUUAUUGUUUUAUGACGGUUCUCAGAACCUUCCCAAAACUAAUUGGAUUCCAUAAUUGGUGUUCUGAGUUGUUUGAAUCUGCAACAGAUUGUCACUGCUGUCAAAAUCGUCGUGUAUCGGCAUAUCGCAGGUGAAUAUCUCCGGAAAUUUAAUCUCGAAACCGAUCUUUGUAAUGUGGGGCUCCUCUGGGAAUUCCUCUUGGAAUAUCUCCACGAAAUCCUCCGGAAUUCCUCCGACGAUUCCUCAUGGAUUCCUUCAAGAAUUCCCUCUAGGAUUCUUCCGGUAGCUCCUUCUGUGAUUCCUCCAGGAGUUCCCUAAAUCAUAUUGCUUCGGCUGUGUUCUACAUUACAGGCUAAGUUCCACAUUACAGGACAGUUUGAAUGAUCUAAAAUAUUUCAGAAGUAUCUUUUAAUCUUUCAUGGGUUUUAAUUAACAUCAUUGAUUCCUUAAACGUAAACCUAAAUACUUGAAGUAGCGUCUGUGACUGGUGUAGAUCCUAGAUUCUGAACUCCAGGAUGUUUUGGAUGAUCCAAAAUAUCUAAUAAAUAAACAUAUAAGUUUCCAGUGGGUUUCCAAAAGAUACACCAAACUAGAAGGGAUUUGUUUCGCAUUUGAUUUUGUAAACCGAAUAAUCUGUCACAACUGUAGACGUUUGGUUCUGAACUAAAGAACACUUUGGAUGACCUGGUACAUCCCAAAACUAUCGGAUUGCUGGUUGCGCCACUACAAUGCUUGUUCACCCUGUACACCUAUGCCACAACUCUUUGCACUUCAAGCUUCUUUUUUUGGCUGUCCUAAUGAUCAUCUGGGUCACCCAGAUGACCAUGGAUCAGUCGAGGUUUGAUAUGUUCCGGAAGUACGGAAAACCUCUUCUGGAAGCACAGAACGCUUUUCCUGAUAACUUGGAAAACUUCUCCUGGAAACUCUGAAAGCUUCUCCUGGAAGCUCAAAAAGCUCCUCAUGGAAGCUCAAAAAAGUUGUCCUGAAAGCUCUAAAAGCUCCUUCUGGAGUUCCAGGAGAACUUUCUGGUCUGAAGAAGAAUCUCUCCGAUCUUCUAGAAGAGCCUUCCAGGAGAAGCUUUUCUUGCGACCUAAAUAAGCUCGAAGAACUUCUCCUGGAAGUUCAAAACGCUUCCUCAGGAGUCAGGACACACGGAAAGCUUCCCGUGGAAGUACGAGUUGCUUUCAAAGCUUCCUUGAGAAGCUUUCUGUUCGACUUGAAGAAGCUUUCUGAGCUUCCAGGAGUAGCUUUUUGAGCAUCCAUAGUUAGAAACUUUCUGAUCUUCCAGGAGAAGCUCUUCGUGCGCCCUGAGGAAACUUUUUUAAAAGAAGCUUUUCAAACUUCUUGGAAAAGCUCUCUUCCUAUUGGAGAUGAACUAGCCUCGGGCUGAAAAUCUCCCUAAUAAAGCUAAUAAUAAUAAUAAGCACUCUUCCGAACUUCCAGGAGAAGCUAUCCGAGCUCUUUGAAGCUUUUACUACUUCCAGGGAGAGCUUUUCAAGCUUCCAUGAGAAGCUUUUCUAGCUUCUAUAUGAAGCUUUCCAUGCGUCAUGAAUAAGCUUUUUGAGAUUGUAGGAGAAACUGUUUGGGCUCCCAGAGAAUGCAUUCCGUGCGCACUGAAGAAGUUUUUUUCAGGAGAAGCUUUUCGGAAUUCCAGGGGGAACUUUCGAUGAGUCUUGAAGAAGCUUUCCGACCAUCCAGAAGAAGCUCUUUCUGAGCUUCCAGGAGAAGCUUUUCGUGCACCUCGAAGAAACUCUGGAAGCACGAAAUGCUUCUCCUGGUAGUUUUAAAACGGUUCUUCAGAACACACGGAAAGCUGCCCUUGGAAGUACGAGAAACAUCUCCUGGAUGUUCGAACAGUUCCUUUGGAUGCUCGAACAGCUUCUCCAGGAAGCUCGGAAAGCAUCUUCCAGACGCACGGAAAGGAUGGAAAGCUUUUUUCGAGCUUCCAUGGCAAGCUUUCCGUGCAUCCAGAAGAGAGCUUCGAUGCUUCCUUGAGAAGCAUUUCGUUCGUCCAGAAGAAGCUUUUCGAGCUUCCAGGAGAAGCUUUUUGAGCUUUCCAUGCGUCAUGAACAAGAUUUUUGAGCUUGUAGGAGAAACUUUUUGACCUUCCAGGGAAAGCUUUUCGUGCACUCUGAAGAAAUUUUUCCAGGAAAAGUUUUUUGAACUUCCAGAUGAAUCUUUCCAGAGCAAAGCUUUCCGAAAUCCAAUAGAAGUUUUAUUGAUCUUCCAGAAGAAGCUUUUUAGGUUACAUGAGAAACUUUUGCAAGGGAAGAUUUGCGAUGUUCCAGGAGAAAUAUUUCGAGCUUCCAAGAGAAGCUUUCCAUACGUGUUGAAGAGCUUCUAGGAAUUUAUUUUUGGAGCUUCCAGCAGAAGCUCUCCAUAGGUCUUUAAGAUGCGUUUCAGAGGAAGCAUUCCGAUCUUCCAGGAGAAACUUUUCGAGCUUCCAGGAGAAGUUGCAACCUGAAGAAGCUUUUCCAAUGGAAACUUUUCGAACUUCCUGGAGAAGCUUUCUCAGAGGCACCUUUCUAUGCACCCUGAAGAAGCUCUUAGAACUUCCAAAAGCUUUUCGAACAAUCAGGAAAAGCUUUCCUAGCCUCCAAGAGAAGCUUUCCUAGUUUUCAGGAAAAGCUUGUCGAACUUACUUGAACAGCUUUGCGAACUUUCCUAACUUCCAUGAGAAGCUUUUCGAGCUUUUUUUAGCUUUUUAGCUUCCAUAAAAAGCUUUUCAUGUCUCUUGAAUGAGCUCUAUGAGUUUGUAAAUGACAAUUUUUGAGCUUCCAGGGAAAUGCUUCCCGUGCGGCCCUGAAUUUUUUUUUUCUAGUAGGAUUUCUCCUAACUUCCAAGAGAAGCUUUCCGAGCUUAAUUAUGAAGCUUUUACUGCUCCCAGGAAGACCAUUUCUAGCUUCUAAGAGAAGCAUUUCGAGCUUCCAUGAAAAGCUUUUCGAGUUUCCAGGAGAAGCUUUUUGCGCCUCCUGGGAAAGCUUUCGGUGCGUGCUGAAGAAGCUUUUCAUCUAGAAGAAUUUUAUCCAGGAGAAGUCUUUCAGAGGAAAGCUUUCGUUAUUCUUGAGGAAGCUUUCUGAACUUCUAAAUUUCUCCAUUUCGAGAGAUGCUUUUUGAACUUUCAAAUGGAGCUUUCCGUGCGUCUUGAGAAAGCUUUUCGAGCUUCGAGGAGAGAAAAUUUGUCGUGAGUCUUGAAAAAGCUUCCUUGAUCAUCCAGAAGAUGGUUUUCGAGCUUCCAGGAGAACCUUUCUGUCACGAAGAAGCCUUCCCAGAGGAAGCUUUCCGAUCUUGGAGGAGAAACAUUUCAGGAGAAGCUUUUUAAGCUUUCAAAUAAAGCUCUCCGUGAGUUUGAAUAAGCUUUCAGACCUUCCAGGAGAAACGGCCGGGUAAGUGAGAAGUACGCUAGAUAUCGUUAGGAAGAAAUCGAUGACCGGAGCACGGCCGGGGCCCGGUACGGUCCCGGCCCGAUGAAGUGAGAAGACCGCUUCAUAGAAAGUUUUCAUAGGAAGCAUUUUGAGCGCUCACAGGAAGCUUUUUUAACUACCAUAAGAAGCUUUUUGAGCUUUCAUGGGUAGCUUGACAUGCGUCUUGUAGAAGCUUUUUGAACUUGUUGGAGAAAGUUUUUCUCCGGGGAAACUUUCAGUGAUUCUUCAAGACUUCGAUCAUACAAAGAAAUUUCCAGAAGAACUUUUCGAACUUCCACGAGAAGCUUUUUGGCCUGCAGAAGAUUUUCCAAGAAAUAUUUUCCAAUCUUCCAGGAAAAACGUUUCAAGCUUCCGGGAGAAGCUUUUCUUGUACCCGAAAAAUUGCUUUCAAAGCACGAAAAGCUUGUCGUGGAAGUUCAAAAUGCUUCUUCAGGAAUCACAGAAAGUUUCCCCUGGCAUCCCCUGGAUGUCCGUAAGUGCUUCUGAGUGUUUCUUCAGGACGCAUGGAAAAGAUGGAAAGCUUUUCAAGCUUCCAUGGCAAGCUUUACGUGCAUCCAGAAGCAGCAUUCAAAGCUUCCUUGAAAAGCUUUUCGUUCGUCCUGGAGAAGCUUUUGGAGCUUCCAUAGGAUGCUUUUUGUGCUUCUAUUGGAAGCUUAUUGUGCUUCUAUUGGAAGCUUUUUGUGCUUCUAUUGGAAGCUUUUUGUGCUUUUCCAUAGGAAGCUUUUUGAGCUUUCAUCUUAAGCUUUUGGGCUUGCAUAGGAAGCUUGCUAUGCGCCUUGCAUAAGCUUUUUGAGCUUCCAGAGAAAGCUUUCCGUGCGUUCUGAAGAGCUUUCCAAGAAAAGCUUUUCGUCCUGACGUAGUUUUUGCAGGAGAAGCUUCCCAGAAGCUUUGCAGGAGAAGCUUCAUCCAGAAGAAGCCUAUAGAGCUUCCAGGAGAAGCUUUUUGAGUUUCCAGGAGAAGCUUUCUGUCCUAAAGAUGGUUUUCCGGGGGAAAACUUUCUUAUCUUUCAGGAAAAGCAUUUUGAGCUUCCAGGAGAAGCUUUCCGUACUUCCAGAGGCUGUUCUGAAGAAGUUUUCAGAGCUUCCACAGGUCAGGGAAACCUUUCCGAGCUUCUGAAAGAAAUUUUCUCAGUUUUCAGCAUUUCGUGGUUCCAGGAUAUUAUUUUCGGACUUUCAGGGGAAACUUCCCGUGAGUCUUGAAGCUUUCCGAUCCUCUAGAGGAAGUUUUUCGAGUUUCCAGGAGAAGCUAUCUCUCUUGUUCCCAGGGGAAGAAGAAGUUUUCCUUGCGUAUUGGAGAAGAUUUCAGUGCUUCCACAUCCAGGAAAACAUUUUCGAGCUUCUUGGAGAAAUUUCUCCAGUUUUCAGAAGACGCUUUUUGAUCUUUCAAAUGAAGCUUUCCGUGCGUCUUGAAACAUCUUUCUAAGAUUCCAGGAGACGCUCUUCGUACUUCUAGGGCUAUCUUGAGUUUUGAAGAAAGCUUUCCGAUCUUCCAGGAGAGACAUCUCGAGCUUCCAGGAGAAGCUAUGUGUGCGUCCUGGAGAAGCUUUUCUAAAAGAGACUUUUCGAGCUUCCAGAGGGUGUCCUGAAGUAGUUUUCCAUGCGUCCUGAAGUAGCUUCCGGAGCUUCAACAAGCGUUUCGAUCAUUCAGGAAGACGUUUCCAAGUUUCCAGGAGAAACUUUAUCUGCUUUCAGGAGAACCUUUUCGAGCUUUCUAGAGAAGCUCUCUGUGUGUCUUGCAAAAGCUUUCCGUGCGUCCUGAAGAAGCUUUUCUUCGUCCCAGGAGAUGCUUUUCGAACUUCCAGGGGAAAUUUUUCGUGGGUCUUGAAGAAGCUUCCUGAUUAUCCUAAAGAAGAUUUUCGAGUUUACAGGAUAAGCUUUCUGGAUAUUGUUCCAGGGUGUCCCCCUAAGGAUUCCUCCUGGAAGUCUCCUUGAGGAUUCCUCCUGGAAGUGCCCCUGGGCAUUCCUCUUCUAGGAAGUCCUUCCGGGGAUUCCUCUCCUAGGAAGUCCCUCUGGAGAUACCUCUCCUAGGACGUUUCCCUGGGGAUUCCUCUACUAGGAAGUCCCCCUAGGAAAUCUUCUUCUAGGAAGUCCUCUUGGGGAUUCCUCUUAGAAAGUCCUCCUGGGGAUUCCUCUCCUAGGAAGUCUCCUUGGGAAAUCAUCUUCUAGGAAAUUCCCCUUGGGGAUUCCUCUUAUAGGAAGUCCCCCCUGGGGAUUCAUCUCCUAGAAUAUCCCUCUGGGGAUACCUCUCCUAGGAAGUCCUCCUGGGGAUUCCUCUCCUAGGAAGUUCCCCUGGGGAUUCCUCUUCUAGGAAGUCCCCCCUGAGGAUUCCUCUCCUAGGAAGUCCCCCUGUGGAUUCCUCUUUUAGGAAGUUCCCCCUGGGGAUUCCUCUUACAGGAAGUCCCCCCUGGGGAUUCCUUUUCUAGGAAGUCCCCCUGGGAAAUCCUCUUCUAGAAAGUCCCCCUGUGAAGUCCCCCCUGGGGAUUCCUCUUCUAGGAAGUUCCCCCUGGGGAUUCCUCUUCUAGGAAGUCCCCCUGGGGAUUCCUCUUUUAGGAAGUUCCCCUGGGGAUUCCUCUUUUAGGAAGUUCCCCUGAGGAUUCCUCUUUUAGGAAGUUCCCCUGGGGAUUCCUCCCUGGAAGUCCCCUUGUGGAUUCCUCCCUGGAAGUCCCCCUGGGGAUUCCUCCCUGGAAGUCCCCCUGGGAAUUCCUCUUCUAGGAAGUCACCCUGAGAAUUCCUCUUCUAGGAAGCCCCCUGGGAAUUCCUCUUCUAGAAAGUCCCCCUGUGAAGUCCCCCCUGGGGAUUCCUCUUCUAGGAAGUCCUCCCUGGGAAUUCCUCUUCUAGGAAGUCCCCCCUGGGGAUUCCUACCAAAACUCUCUAAAACACUUCUGAGAAACCCCGAAGAAAUGUAGGAUGUCCAGGUAUUAUCCUGAAAAACUCUUAGGCAUUCCGGGAACAGCACCGUAAAGAAUCUUUCAAGAUAAAUCCCGCGACAACUUUCCUGAAGAAACUUUUUUCAGGAAAUCCCCCUGGGGGUUCCUGUUCUACAAAGUCCCCCUGGGGAUUCCUUUUCUAGGAAGUCCCCCUGGGGGUUCCUCUUCUAGGAAGUUCCCCUGGGGAUUCCUCCCUGGAAGUCCCCCUGGGGAUUCCUCCCUGGGAUUCCUCCCUGGAAGUCCCCCUGGGGAUUCCUCCCUGGAAGUCCCCCUGGGGAUUCCUCCCUGGAAGUCCCCCUGGGGAUUCCUCCCUGGAAGUCCCCCUGGGGAUUACUCCCUGGAAGUCCUUUUGGGGAUUCCUCUUCUAGGAAGUCCCCCUAGAGAAUUCCUACUAAAACUCCCAAAAACACUUUUGAGAAACCCCGAAAAAAUGUAGGCUAUCCAGGAUAAAUUCUGAAAAACUCUGAGAGGCAUUCCGGGAGCAGCACCGAAAAGAAUCCUCCAAGAUAAAUCCCGCGAGAACUUUCCUGAAGAAACCAUAGAAGAAAACUUACCGAAAUUUCUUGAAAAAAAAAAUACAGGACGCAUUUCGGAAGAAAACGCGUGAUGAACUUUGCGAGCCAUACAGAUAAAUUGUCUGGAAGAAAUCCUAGAGGUGGAACUCCUACAGACAAUUCGUGAAAACUCCUGUGAAAUCUUUGGAGGAACUCUAGUAGAAAUCCCAGAAAUAAAUCCUGUGGAAACUCUGGGAAAAAUCCUGAAAACACCGGAAGGAAUCGUGGAAGAUCAUCCAACAUGAAAUCCGGAGUGAAACUCCAAGAGAAAUUCCGCCACAACAUCUGUAUCCCAAGAGAAACUCAUGUAUACAUCCCAGGUCAAAUCGCCAAAUUCUUUGGGGAAAACGUAGGAUGUACUCCGGGAAACAUUUCGCGAGAGGAUCUGGAAGAAAUCCUGAAAAGAAAAUCCGGUGAAAAACACGAAGCAAAAUCGGUUGGAAUUCAGAAAAUCUUGAAAUUUCUUAAGGAUGAAUUCUGGAAAGAAUUGUUAGAAUCUUGGGUGAAUGCCGGGAGGAAUACUAAGAGAAACGCCACGACAAAACACGGAAGUAAUCUUGUGAGAAGGCACUUCAAAAAGUGUCACCAAAAGAGUUCUAGAAAGAAAACCUGACGUAAUGCUUGGAAAAAUCUUUGUAAUUCCUCCACAAUGGAUGAAUUUUGACUCCCGGAUUCAUCCGCGUUCACCCGGAAUUCGCAGCUACCAACAAACAGCAAGAUGCAAGAUGUGAAACGGUAACAGCGGGCCGCGUUUACUAAAAUGACUGCUCACAUCUCGCACAUCCGGCGAGAGCCGGUGGUGAUCAUUCAGUGUGUACUUUUGGUCACUGGGUGUCAUUUUGUGUAAACAGCGCCCGUUUUUUAGAAAAAAAAAGCGAAAGAUAAAAAAGCGAACAACUCGAUGUACAAAGAAGAUCGUUUCUCUGCAAGAUAUGAAACUGUUACUUCGGGAAGUGUUUACUAAAAAUGACUAUUCACAUCUCGCAAAGGGAAGCAUAUGGGUGAAAAAAGAAGACCGUGGAAGCGCUCCCAUAACCCCUUUUCUUGUUCCUCUGACAUGGCUAUUGGUUAUUCAGCUUCUUCUGGAUUUAACUUACUUCCGAAUAAUCAUCCGAAGACAACUGUAAUGCGAAACCACAAGCUUCUAUUAAGAAUCUCCAGUAUGAUCCAAUGUACGAGUUCACCAAUCUUGCGCUUAAACGGAGUCGUGUUUACAUAAAAUGAGCUCGUUUCCAUGGCCUCCUAGCUAACACGGCACCCCUCAAAUGUGAUCAACUCGUACAUUGGUCCAUGAAUUUUAGCCACCGAUGGCUUAAAUUCACUCGGUUCUAGAAUUUUGACACUAGAGCGGGACCGUAUCCAAACAGAAUUGAAGGAUGCUGAUGGGAAAUAGCCCGCUCUAGUGUCAAAAUUCUUGGAUCUUGGUUCAUCGGGAGAUAGGUCACGGCCCAUCUUGAUGAAUAGGAAAUUAUUUGCCUGAAUCGUCCAAAAAACCGUUUUUUUUUUUUCGAGUGCAGUACGCAGCUGCGAAGGACAAUUCAAAUGACAGUCUCUGCAGAAGGUUUCUGAUAGGAAUCGUUCAAGAAAUUACUUGAGCAAUUCCUUUUGAACACGAAACUGGGCUCUACGCGGAAAGCGUUUGUUUUGACGGACUUAUUAAUACACUGGGAAAAAUCACAACUCUGGAGCAACAUUUGAAAAGGGCCCAAGAGGUCUUGUGUCUUUUUUCGAAAACGCUCCGUAGGGCCUAACAGCAGCUCGCCCACACAAAUGGACACCGUUAUCCGAGAUCGAUGUUUGCUCUAUCUGAUAACGGUCUUAGUUUGUGUGAAUAAGCUGAUGGGGGCUCAGGAGCGACGUGUGAACUCAUUGUUUACCAAUGCUUGUAUGCCCUUUUCAAAUGUUGCUCCAGAACUGUUUUGUGUUAGACCAUUAUUUUUUAAGUUCUUUGUUUAUUCAAUAAACAAAAGAGUGGCGAAGAGAGCGAAAGUAAGAAAGAAAAAGCACGAAUGAGCAAACGAGAGAGAGAAUGCAGAUCUAGAACCUUAACAUGCCCAAAUCCCCCCUGAAUAGGAAGGGGGAAACAUAUAUUUUUGAUACAAACACUAUUUAUACUUAACUAAACACAUAAACAACAGAGCAUAGCAAAGCCAGAGUAGUGUUUUGUGUGAACGAAAACUCACUUCUUUUUCGCGGCGGUCCGCAACACUGAAUCGGCGACGGUGGAGCGCACAGGUGCGCUCCUCUGUCCCGCAAGAAUGUAUACAAAACUGAUUUUUAGGAUGUUAACACACGACAAAUACAAUACAAAAGAAAAACAGAAACAAAACAAACUCUUACAAACAAUGCACGGUUUUUGAUCGAUGGAUUCAGGUGUAGACGAGGCUUAACCCGCGCUGACAUUGGCUUUUUUUUGACAGAUGAAGUGUCAAAUGGUUUAGACAUUUGACACUGACAACUGUCAAAAAAUUUUCAAGGGCGUUGGUUAAUACAGCGUUUGUAACUUGAUCCGAUCAGAGGGCAAAUCGUAUGAUAAAUUAAAUUUACACUGAAUAAAAUACAACUGAUUUAUUAAAUCGCAUAUAUUUAAUCCGAUAGCAGACAGACAGUUGGAAUGAAGCAAGCGUAAAUUAUACAAACAAAAAAAAACAAGAAGGAAACCGAUAGGACUUUAGGUAGGUUAGGUAUCUCAUCGCUGCUGUUGCAUGCAAACACACACAUACACACAUAACCCUUAAGGAUUGUCUUUAUGCAUCUAGACAUAAAUUUGGAUACAAAGUUAAAAAAGGUAGAAAAACAGCAACACCCAUACACACACACCCCCCUAGUUUUACGGAAAACCUAGCGAUAUAUUAAUUAUUGAAUAAAAUACCACCAGCCCAAAAAAAUAGGACAAAAACAAAA
This is a messenger RNA of Aedes albopictus (Asian tiger mosquito), 12847 nucleotides long. RefSeq lists its product as uncharacterized. Bases 864 to 2096 code for a protein of 410 amino acids. The record is from RefSeq and is a predicted model, not a curated record. The transcript is spliced from 2 exons. NCBI's taxonomy places the organism in Eukaryota, Metazoa, Arthropoda, Insecta, Diptera, Culicidae.